CUUGGGACGGAAUUUAGCGAACCAUCAUCGCGUCAGUUUUGAAAAUCAAAACUUCCGCCAAAAUCAAAACAAAGAAUUCACCAAAUUCUGGCAAAAUGUACAACAAAACGAUACUUGAUCGGGUCCUUGAGACAAAAGAUGAUCUUUUGAACCUGCCAAGAAACAGAAUGUUGGAAAUCGGAGCAAGCGUUCUGUUUCUUUUUAUGAUAACUCAAGGACGAAGAACUUGGCUCAACAUUUUAAAUUUUUCUUUAUUUUUAGAAGCCAUCAACUACACACUAUUCCCUCAAAACUUGGGAUUUUGGGUACAUGGUGAGCUAGAUGAAACCCACUUGUUGCUGACUAGGUUUCUCGGUUUGCUGUGCAUUACUUGGACAUUUGGUUACUUUGUCUUAAGCAAGUCAACAGAUUCCACGACGGAGACCAGUUAUUUACUAGGAUACACUGUGAUGUUGGUGAGCAGUUUAAUGGCGAAAGGUUACUUGAUGACGCAUCCAUCAAAAAAGUCGGCUGUUAAGAUAGAGUCUGAUGAUAUGAACAGCAUUUUCUUCAUUACGCUGCUGUUUGCUGUUGGCUCGCUGUUUUUCACUGUCAAGUCAAAUGAUUGGGGAGGAUUUGGGGAACAGCAAUCCCAUGCCAACUUCCAUCUACGGCUACAGUUUGUUUUGUUGCUUGUGAUGGGCAUUCUCUUCUACACGAUGCCAUCUUGGACUGUGAAAAUGAUGAGCAUGAAUGUGGAGAAAGUUGAUACUGUUCACGCCUUUCUGGCUCGAGCCAAUGGCACGAUGCUGCUGGGUAUGGCCAUUGUUGCCAAUCGUGCCGCAAACUUCCUUCGUCCUGCAGAGAAGGAUAUACUGGUCUUUAGUCAGUGGCUGUUCUUUGUGUUAUUCUCACUACUGGGUUGGAUAGAUACAGCUGGUAGAUGGGCCACGUUGCCAUGGAGCCGUGUUGCUAUACAGGCGACCCAUGAUGCCGUCAUUAUCCUUAAUGCUACAGGUGCACUCAACCGAGACUUUUCAGUAGUAAAGAGGUCAGUUAUACCACGAUUCAAGGCUGUGCCACAAGAUGUUCGCAACCUCUUUAAGUUUAAGAAGAUGUGAACCAGUAGUUAGGGGACUUAAACCCAAAUCUUCUGAAAAAAUGGAGAACAUUCGAACAUUUAAUGAGUAAAAAUUGUGCAACAACAUUGUUACCUUGGUAAAAAAUACAAUCUUGUCAUUAAAAAGAAAGAAACCUUGGUGUGAUUAUACCUGUUAGAAAGAAAAUUAUGUUAAAAUUUGACAAAAAUGGCAAAUAGCUGUGGUUAGACCUAAUUAUAAUUUUAUAAUUAUGUCGCAAGAACAAUAAGUAACUAAAUUAGCGUAAAGAAAUUUCUGUAAAUAUCCAUCAAAACGUUCAAUUAAUAAAAAGAGUGGAGCAAAUUCUUUUUUUUUAUAAUUUAGACAGAGUUAUGUUUUAUCCUAAACAUUUUCCAUUCUGUUGGUCAGUCACCAUUUAAACAAACAAUAUUUUGAAAUAUUUAGUGAACUGAGAUCAACUUGUCAAUUGGAAAAAAAUGAGCAUAAUGUCACUUAAAGAUAAUUUAUUUUCUAAUUUCUCUUUUUAUGAUAAUAAUUGUAAUAGUAAUUUCUGUGCAGAUAUUUGUUUAAGUUUCUAUUAUGUAGUAAUUGGGUCACAGGUAGUAGUAAUGUAGACUUAUUUACUUGAAUAUUUUUUUUUCUGUGAACUUUUUUUCUGGGAAUACACUACCACUUCGUUAUAAAGCUUACCACAGUAUAAUGCUCAUAAGACAUGCCUCUAGGUUUUCUGUUGAACGGCAAAAAAAAGAUAAUAUUGAGACCGCAGAUAAAUGGUGUUUAUCUAAGUAACUAAGGAACAUAACUGAAGUUGGAAACUUUUACUACAACUAUAAGGGUUUUGUUAACAUUUGUGAUUUAUAUUUUUCUUUGGAAAGUUUUCUGUUUCUUUUAGACAUAAUUAGUAACAUUUUACAAAAUAAUAUACAUGUAUGCCCUACUAAAUCGUUUUAGAAAACAAAUAUAUAUAUUUUAUUAAUUUGAAAGUAAAAAAUUCAUGACCGUUAUAUGAAUAGGUGGUAGGUGGAGUAAUGCUGUAAUUUGGCUAUGAGCUUUAUAAAUCAGAACCAUAUUUUAACUCCAGGUUUUGGGACCUUGAAGCCCGACAUGGUGUUAUCAAAGGGUUGCAGUGUGUUUUUCUUAUAAUCCACAUCAUCACAGGAUUCAUCAUAAUAAAUCAUGUCAUUGGCAUUCAUCAUCAUGUCAUUUGAAACCAUAAUCAUGUCAUUUGAAUGCAUCAUCAUGUCAUUUGAAUGCAUCAUCAGGUCAUUUUAAUGCAUCAUCAGGUCAUUUUAAUGCAUCAUCAUGUCAUUUUAAUGCAUCAUCAGGUCAUUUUAAUGCAUCAUCAUGUCAUUUUAAUGCAUCAUCGGGUCAUUUUAAUGCAUCAUCGGGUCAUUUAAAUGCAUCAUCAGGUCAAUUUAUUGUAUCAUCGGGUCAUUUUAAUGCAUCAUUGGGUCAUUUUAAUUUAUCAUCAGGUCAUUUUAAUGCAUCAUCAGGUCAAUUUAAUGUAUCAUCGGGUCAUUUUAAUGCAUCAUCGGGUCAUUUUAAUGUAUCAUCAGGUCAAUUUAAUGCAUCAUCAAGUCAUUUUAAUUCAUCAUCAGGUCAUUUUAAUGCAUCAUCAGGUCAUUUUAAUACAUCAUCAUGUUACUUUAAUGCAUCAUGUCAUUUUGAUGUUUCAUCGUGUCAUUUUAAUUCAUCAUCAUGUCAUUUUAAUGCAUCAUCAUGUCAUUUUAUUUCAUCAUCAGGUCAUUUUAAUGUAUCAUCAGGUCAUUUUAAUGCAUCAUCAUGUCAUUUUAAUGCAUCAUCAUGUCAUUUUAAUGCAUCAUCGGGUCAUUUUAAUGUAUCAUCGGGUCAUUUUAAUGCAUCAUCGGGUCAUUUUAAUGUAUCAUCAGGUCAUUUUAAUGCAUCAUCAAGUCAUUUUAAUUCAUCAUCAGGUCAUUUUAAUGCAUCAUCAGGUCAUUUUAAUACAUCAUCAUGUUACUUUAAUGCAUCAUGUCAUUUUGAUGUUUCAUCAUGUCAUUUUAAUUCAUCAUCAGGUCAUUUUAAUGCAUCAUCAUGUCUUUUGAAACCAUAAUCAUGUCAUUUUAAAUAUAGACAUGUCAUUUUAAAUAUUAUCAUGUCAUUUUAAUUCAUCAUCAUGUCAUUUUAAUUCAUCAUCAUGUCAUUUUAAUGCAUCAUCAUGUCAUUUUAAUGCAUCAUCAUGUCAUUUUAAUCUAUCAUCAGGUCAUUUUAAUGCAUCAUCAUGUCAUUUUAAUGCAUCAUGUUAUUUUAAUUCAUCAUGUUAUUUUUAUGCAUCAUGUCAUUUUAAUGCAUCAUGUCAUUUAAAUUCAUCAACAUGUCAUUUUCAUUCAUCAUCAGGUCAUUUUAAUGCAUCAUCAGGUCAUUUUAAUACAUCAUCAUGUUACUUUAAUGCAUCAUCAUGUCAUUUUAAUGUAUCAUCAGGUCAUGUUAAUGCAUCAUCAUGUCAUUUGAAUUCAUCAUCAUGUCAUUUUAAUGUAUCAUCAGGUCAUUUUAAUGCAUCAUCAUGUCAUUUUGAUAUUUCAUCAGGUCAUUUUAAUGCAUCGUUAUGUAAUUUUAAUGCAUCAUCAUGUCAUUUUAAUUCAUCAUCAUGUCAUUUUGAUGUUUCAUCAUGUCAUUUUAAUGCAUCAUCAGGUCAUUUUAAUUCAUCAUGUUAUUUAAAUGCAUCUUGUCAUUUUAAUGCAUCAUCAGGUCAUUUUCAUUCAUCAUCAAGGCAUCAUGUCAAACAUUACAACACCAUCAAGGUUUUCCUCAUUUGCAUCAGGUUAUGUGACAGUCAUUGUGAAUUCAAAAACCUAAGUUGUUAAUUAAUUCAGUUAUGCCUCAGUUAUGUAAAUUGAAAUAAUUACCAUGACAAUGAAUACAAUAAUUUGUGUAAUUUGUUUUCAUAUUUUCUUCUUUUUUUCAUCAUUAUCAUUGUAGAUCAUGCAAACAUUGUAAUCCUAGUGGAAAUCUUUUUGAUGUAAUUAUUGUUUUUUAUUUUAUGGAUUAUCAUGUCAUAAAUAGUUAUGAGGUUUUUGUAAGCAUAAAAAUUAGAUGGAGAAUCAUAUAUUAUGUCAUCAUUUUAUCAUCAUGUCACAAUUUUAUCAUCAUGUCACCAUUUUAUCAUCUUGCCACGAUUACAUCAUCAUGCUCUCAUUUAAUAAUCAUGUCACCAUUUUAUCAUCAUGUCACCAUUCUAUCAUCAUGCCACCAUUUUAUCAUCAUGUCAACAAUUUAUCAUCAUGUCACCAUUUUAUCAUCAUGCCAUUAUUUUUCAUCAUGGUCUUAUUUUAUCAUCAUGUCACCAUUUAAACAUCAUGUCACUAUUCUAUCAUCAUGAAACCAUUCUAUCAUAAUGUCACCAUUCUAUCAUCAUGUCACAGUUUUAUCAUCAUGUCAUCAUUUUUAGCUCGACUAUUCGAUAAGAAUAAGUAGAAGUAUUGCAGUCACCCGAGCGUCGGCGUAACCACUUAUGUUAAAGUUUUUGUAAUAGUUCAAAUAUUUUCAAAGUCCAUUGACAUAUGGCUUUGAAACUUUGCACACUUGUUCACCAUCAUGACCCCAACCCGUAGACAGGAGGAGGUAACUCUAUCAAGCAUUUUGACAGAAUUAUGCCCCUUUUUCGACUUAGAAUUUACAUUAAAGUUUUUGUAAUAGUUCAAAUAUUUUCAAAGUCCAUAGACAUAUGGCUUUGAAACUUUGCACACUUGUUCAACAUCAUGACCCCAACCUGUAGACAGCAGGAGGUAACUCUAUUAAGCAUUUUGACAGAAUUAUGCCCCUUUUUCGACUUAGAAUUUACGUUAAAGUUUUUGUAAUAGUUCAAAUAUUUUCAAAGUCCAUUGACAUAUGGCUUUGAAACUUUGCACACUUGUUCAACAUCAUGACCCCAACCUGUAAACAGGAGGAGGUAACUCUAUCAAGCAUUUUGACAGAAUUAUGCCCCUUUUUCGACUUAGAAUUUACGUUAAAGUUUUUGUAAUAGUUCAAAUAUUUUCAAAGUCCAUUGACAUAUGGCUUUGAAACUUUGCACACUUGUUCACCAUCAUGACCCCAACCUGUAAACAGGAGGAGGUAACUGUAUCAGGCAUUUUUUUACUAUCAAGCACUAAGAAUAGUCGAGCAUGCUGUCCUACCGACAGCUCUUGUUCAUAAUGUCAUCAUUUUAUCAUAAUGUCACCAUUUUAUCAUUAUUACAUUAUUUUAUCACCAUGUCACCAUUUUAUAAUCAUGUAACCAUUCUAUCAUCAUGUCACCCUUUUAUCAUCAUGUCACAGUUUUAUCAUCAUGUCAUCAUUUUAUCAUAAUGUCACCAUUUUAUCAUAAUGUCACCAUUUUAUCAUUAUGACAUAAUUUUAUCACCAUGUCACCGUUUUAUAAUCAUGUAACCAUUUUAUCAUCAUGCUACGAUUUUAUCAUCAUGCCAUCAUGUCAUUAUCAUAGAAUCAUCAUUGAUGGUCAUUGUCAUCAUAUAAUCAUCAUCAUAUUAUCAUCAUUUUAUCAUCAACCAUUUUUAUCCUGACACAUAUUUCCCUAGAAAUUUAAGACAUGGGGUCUAUUGACCCUAAUGUGAAAUUUUUUGGAGUGUAUUCUAGUUAUUCAUGGGGCAUGAUUAUCAAAACUUAAUAACAGCAAUCUAUAAAUUGUUCAUACAUGUACUUUUAAGUAUUGGAUUUCUGUUUCAUGAAUAGCCAUCAUAGAGCUUGGUAUCUUGAAUAGGAAAAAAAGUGUCAAAAUAAAACGGGAGAUCAAGUUUUAUUUUAACAAAAGUCAUCACCAUUUUAUCAAUGCUAUGUGAUCAUCAUCAUGUCAUCAUAUUGUCAUCAUCAUCAAUUUGUCAUUCUGUCAUCAUUUUUAAAGUCCUCAUCAUUUCAUUAUCAUCAUUUGACCAUCAUGUCAAUCAUGUAAUCAUCAUUUUAUCAUCAUAAUCAUCAUUUACCAUCAUCAUUAUCUUGUCAUCAAUAUUUUAUCAUCAUCAUCAUGUAAUCAUCAUCAGGGAGGAAAAAAUUUCAUCCCCUUUUGCAUACUAAUACGAAAUACCUGUAUUUACUAUAGAUACAACAACUAACAUCUGAUUCUGUCAUCUUUAUCAUUAUCAUUAUCUUUUGAUAGUGAAGUCAUUCACUUGAUAAUCUGUUAAUAAUUACUUGUUAGUUAUCCAGGAAAGCUGGUAAGGUUAGCUAGACACACAAGAAAUGGCUAAAAAAGUGUUAUUAACAUUAAAAUCAAAAUAAGUAUCAAAAUUAUCAUGUUAAUUAUCUUUGAUUAUCAUCAUUAUUGUAAUAAUCUAUGCUUAUCAUAUCAUUUAGAUUACCAUUUUGGAUAAUUAUUGUCAUAAUUAUCAUUUUUAUGCCCCCCGAAGGGAGGCAUAUUAAAAUCGCACUGUCUGUCCUUCCAUCUGUUUGUCUUUCUGUGUGUCCCCACUUCAUUCAUGUGCAGACUGUAACUUUGUCAUGCAUUAAGGGAUUUUGAAAUAGCUUGGCACAAAUGUCAUAACAGCAUUCUGUCAUGUCCAGGAUUCAAAGGCUCAAGGUCACACUUACAUUUUGAAGGUUCACGCUAUCACAAUUAGAGAAUACAGGUACAAUAAUACAAAGAUCAAUAUUAAGCAAUUUGUUACUUUCAUUCUCUUUUCCUUUUCAUAAUAGUGACAAUACCUGUAUGCUUAAGAAACCUUUUACGGGGGCAUUUGUUACUUGGGUGACAGCUCUUGUUGAUAAUUAUUACUAUAAUUACCAUUUUGAAUAAUUAUAAUUGUCAUAAUAAUCUUAUUUUGGAAAAUCAUCACCAUAAUAACCAUUUUGGAUAAAUAUCGUUAUUUUGAUAAAUAUCAUAUUUAUUAUUUCUUAUAAUUAUUGUCCUAAUAACCAUUUUGGAUAAUUAAUGUCAUAAUUGCCAUUUUGGAUAAAUACUCUCAUAAUUAUCAUUUUUGAUAAUCAUCACCAUAAUUGUCAUUUUGGAUAAUCAUCAUUAUAAUUAUCAUCUUUAUCAUAAUAAUCAUCUUGCCAAUUAUCAUCAUGAUUUUCAUCAUCUCUGUAAUUCAUUAUCAUCUUCAUCUGUGUUUAUAACCAUUGUGAUCUUUGUUUACCAUCAUCAAUUUCAGACAAACUAUUCAUUUUACACAUUUUAAAAUUUUCCCAUUAUGUUGGUUUUGUCAUGACACGGCUCACAUCAUGUUCAUCAACAUUUGAAAAUCAUGUUAACUGUGUCACAUUGCACUGAAGGGCACCUGAGGUCUUCCUCCACCAGUAAAGCUGGAACGUUGCAAUAUGACAGACUAUGUUGGUGUGACAUAAAACCCAAUUUAACAAACAAACAAAUUGUGUCAAAUAUCAUUUUCAUUAUCGUGUCACAAAUCAUGUUCAUCAUAAUCAUCUCUCAACUCAUGUACAUCAUAAUCAUGUUUAUCAUAAUCAUGUCACAAUUAUGUUCAUUUUUGCAUCACAAAUCAUGUUCAUCAUAAUCAUGUUCAUCAUAAUCAUGUUCAUCAUAAUCAUGUUCAUCAUAAUCAUGUCUCCAAUCAUGUUCAUCAUAAUCAUGUCUCAACUCGUGUUAAGCAUCAUCAUGUCACAAAUCAUGUACAUCAAUGUGUCAAAAAUCAUGUUCAUGAUGUCACAAAUAAGAAAAUUAUUGUGUCACCCAUUUUUAGCUCAACUAUUCGAUAAGAAUGAGUUAUUGCAGUCACCAGGGCGUCGGUCACAAAUCAUGUUCAUUAUUGUGUCACAGAUCAUUUUCAUAAUCAUGUCACAAAUCUUGUUAAUUAUUGUGUCACAGAUCAUUUUCGUCACUGUGUCACAGAUCAUUUUCAUAAUCAUGUUUCAAAUCAUGUUCAUCAUUGUGUCACAGAUCAUUGUGUCACAGAUCAUUUUCAUCAUCAUGUCACAAAUCAUGUUAAUCAUUGUCAUCACAAAUCAUGUUCAUCGUUGUGUCCCAAAUCAUUUUCAGCCUUCAGAUCUUGUUUCACAGAUCAUGUUCAUAUUCAUGUCACAAAUCGUUUAAUCAUAAUCAUGUCUUCCUUACAUUCAUCAUCUCAAAUGUUGUCAUCUGAACAGAUAAUCUUCUGGUUCUCAUCCUGAUUUCUUUUAUCAUGUCAUUGUCAUCAUAUUGUGUAUCAUAUUUUUCAUCAUUAUCAUCAUUUAUAUCAUCAUGCUAACCAUAUCAUUCAUCAUAACUAUAAUUAUCAUCACUAUUAUGUCAUCAUAAAUGGUGUGAAAAAAACAUCUGUUUUUUUUUUGUUCUCAUCAUGAAGUAACAAUUUGAAUAUAUAGACCAUUAUUAUGAAGUCUUCCAAAAUUUUAUAUUAUUUCAUGGUCACAUCACCAUUUUUGAACAUCAUGGUUACCGUUUAUUCUUUAAAAAAUGCCCCUUAUCCUUAUAAAUGCACCCUAGAAAACUGAGUUACUGCCAAAAUGAUAGCAGUAAUUUUUUUUAUAAAUCCAAGGAAUAAAGCACAAACUUUUAACAUAGGUGGUGCAUCCACUAUUAGCAGUCCACAUUUAUUUUAAAUUAAUGAUAUUUAUCUUUUUUACCAUUAUAAAUGCGUCCCCCUUUUGGAAAAUGUAACUCCCCUGGGAGUGUUUAUUAUAGAAUAUAUGGUAAUAUAAGUAUUGGUAACCUUUCAUCAUUUCAUAUAACUAUUGUAAACACACAAGAUACUGCAACAAUGGCAGCUCCUUUAUAACUAUAGCAACAAUGCAUUUUUAAAAAAGGCAGCAAAUUUAGUUCCCAUGGCAACUGUAUGCAAUGUCAUGUUUACAUCAUUAUAUAAUUAUUUAGUUAGAGUUAGAAAAACUUUUUUCAACCAAAUCAAUUCAUUUUAAAUUAUUUUCAUUUUGAUAGAUUAUUGUCCUAUUUUUCUGAAUUAAGUGGUCAUUUCGACUGUAAAAAGUAAGACUUUUCCUAGCUCCAAUGUUGAAAAUAAUGUACAUAUUUUUAUAUAAUAUGCAAUACUCUUCUUACUUUUAUGUAAAUAUGUUUCUUUUUUAAUAAAUAGUGCUUUUAUAUGUUUGUCUUAGAAUCCCUAGAAAAAAAAACCAAUAAUAAUAUAUAUAUUGUUCUUAAUAGAAAAUGUUUGAUGUGUAGAAAUAAUUGCUUAUCAAGUGUUCAAUAUACCCAGAAAGAGAGAAGUAGUUAAAGCUUAACUGGUAGGAUGUCUGCUGCAGAACUCAGAGGUUUUGAAUGAGAGCCCUCCCUAGGUCACCUGUUAUUAUCAGUGUAACAUUAUUUUGGAAAUAAAUAGGCAACAAUACCGGUAUAAUAAUUAAAUUUUUUAAAAGUUCACUCUGAUCUAUCAAGUUCUACAUCUGAUAUUAUUGUUUAACCUGCUGAUUUUUGUGUGAUGGUUUUGCCCUCAUUUUGAUUUGGAACCAACCAUUCAAAGAAAAACGGAUUUCAAUAUUAAUUUCAAAAUCUAGAGAAAAUAAUGAGCUUCCAGCAUAGUCAAAUAGUGCAGGUGGGCAUCGGUUCAAUACUGGUGGCAAGGGCUAGUUAAUUUCUGUUUCAAGUGUAUGUGGGUUAACCUUUUACAUUGUCACAUUGUUAUUAUGGAUUCAACCAGAAUAAAUUCACUCAACAGCUUAUUUGAUGGGCGAUAGUAUCUAGGCAUAUUAGUAACACCCUCAAAUCCUUAAUUUUGGCUUUUGAAUGAUGUUUAUGUAUAUAAAAAAACCUGUGUAAGAUCGUUAUAAGAAAAUGAAAAAAAAUGUAAAAUGGCAAAUAAAUAUUGAUUAUGGCCCGCCCUUUAAGGUAGAAUUUUUUUUAUUUAACUAUUUUUGGCAACAUGCAUGAAACUGAUGGUGACGUUGAUUAGAAAAAAGUGUUUUUGUAAAUUUCCCGAUUUAUUUGUGUGAAGGUAUAAUAAAAAAUAGUAUCUGAA
Molecule: messenger RNA, 9951 nt
Organism: Ruditapes philippinarum (Manila clam)
Lineage: Eukaryota; Metazoa; Mollusca; Bivalvia; Venerida; Veneridae
Exons: 7
Coding region: 96-1100 (334 amino acids)
Source: RefSeq, a predicted model, not a curated record